Messenger RNA from Zingiber officinale, 639 nucleotides. Its product is annotated as 60S ribosomal protein L22-2-like. The record is from RefSeq and is a predicted model, not a curated record. Gene Ontology annotation, cellular component: ribosome. Lineage: Eukaryota; Viridiplantae; Streptophyta; Magnoliopsida; Zingiberales; Zingiberaceae. Bases 83 to 475 code for a protein of 130 amino acids. The transcript has 2 exons. Gene Ontology annotation, biological process: cytoplasmic translation. Gene Ontology annotation, molecular function: RNA binding; structural constituent of ribosome.
UACCGAAUUAACUUCGGUUCCAUUUCUCUCGCUCGUUGAAAGGUUCUGAUCUCUUCGAGCGGCGGCUUACCUCGGUCGGAAAAUGAGUCGUGGCAGCGGAGGGUCGACGGCCGCAGCCGGGAAGGGCGGGAAGAAGAAAGGUUCCACCUUCGUCAUCGACUGCGCUAAGCCGGUGGAUGACAAGAUAAUGGACAUCGCCUCCCUGGAGAAGUUCCUCCAGGAGCGCAUCAAGGUGAACGGAGGUAAGGCCGGCGCCCUUGGUGACGCCGUCACCGUCACCCGUGACAAGAGCAAGAUCACCGUCACCUCCGAAGGGCCCUUCUCCAAGCGAUACUUGAAGUACCUAACAAAGAAGUUUUUGAAGAAACACAAUGUGCGCGAUUGGCUGCGAGUGAUUGCUUCAAACAAGGACCGCAAUGUUUACGAACUGCGGUACUUUAACAUUGCAGAGAACGAAGGCGAGGACGAAGAUUAAUCUGCCAUGUUAUCUUUCCUCAAGUUUAGAAGAUUUUUUGUUUGCUACUGUUUGUUUAUGCUUAAACUUGAGUAAGCUUAUCUUUGAAUGAAUGCUUAGUAUUUCAAUUUGACUCAUCUCAAUGUGUGAGCUUGUUGUUUAGAUAAAAAAAAUAUUCUUCGAUA